CUGUUAUGGAAGCCAUUAAGCUGAAUGAAUGAAUGAAUAGUUGUUCAUAUCAUAGUACUCUGUGGUUAUAGUAUUAUAUUAAUUAUAUAUAAUGUUACUUGUCACAAAGUAAUAAUGUUAUAAAAUGAUAUUAAAUCUUGAAACUUGUUAGCGAAGAAAAUAAUAUAAAGGAUUCGUUGCCUUUUAAUUUAAGAGAAAAUGUCAAUUACGUAUAUACCCCGCGUAACUCAAUUGGAUUCUAUUCAGUUAGAUAAUGAAUUAGAAGAAUUGUUUAAGCAAUCACUUUUUCAAGCUACUAAAUAUUUCGAGCCUGGAGUACUACAACCAAUCCUUCCUGAAGUUGAUUUACUUAUUCGAUCAUGGAUAUUCAAAAAUUCAAUGUACGACAAAGCCUCCAGUUUUGGGCAACAAAUGUUGUCCUUAAAAUACAAAACAGAAAAUUUAACUAAAACUAAAUUAUACUGGUAUUUUGUAUACACUGUUGCUUUAAAAUAUUUUAGAGAUAGGGCAAUGUACAGCCUCACAUCUUAUACAAAAAUUCAAAAUUUCUUAACAAAAAUGGAAACAUUCCAGUUAGUUGGUGAUAUUCUUAAUUUCCUACAGUUUAUAAAUAGUGGCAAGCAUCCAGCGCUCAUUGAUUUCAUAUUAGGUCUUCAAUUAACAGCAGACAAACUUACGAGAGAGGACUUGACAGAUUUCUCAUGGACUCGUGAACUGUUGUGGCAUAAUCUUAUAGAGUUAAUUGGAACAGUCCUUUCACUAGUGAAUAUGUUUGGACUAAAGCAAAGAAUGUCAAAGAUACUGAAAUACAUGUGGUGGAGAAACCAAAUGAGAUCAAGUGCCGGUCCAAGCUCCGCUACUAUGACAAUUCAUACUACUUGUGCAUGCUGUUCAGAAAAACCCAUCCUACCUCAUGUUAUGGGCUGUUCACAUAUAUUUUGUUACUAUUGCUUAAUGGCAAAUAAGAUUGCAGACUCAGACUUCGCUUGUCCAAAGUGCUAUUACAAUGGAAGACAAGUUAUGAAAUAUGCAUAAAUCAUUAUUUAUUGUUUUUUUUUUUAUGGAGAGGAAACGUUUAAGGGUAAUGUUGUAUUAAAUAAAAAUUAUCUUUUGUU
Molecule: messenger RNA, 1115 nt
Organism: Melitaea cinxia (Glanville fritillary)
Lineage: Eukaryota; Metazoa; Arthropoda; Insecta; Lepidoptera; Nymphalidae
Gene: Pex2
Product: peroxisome biogenesis factor 2
Exons: 5
Coding region: 199-1035 (278 amino acids)
Biological process (GO): protein import into peroxisome matrix
Cellular component (GO): peroxisomal membrane
Molecular function (GO): zinc ion binding
Source: RefSeq, a predicted model, not a curated record